Molecule: messenger RNA, 1122 nt
Organism: Aspergillus oryzae RIB40
Lineage: Eukaryota; Fungi; Ascomycota; Eurotiomycetes; Eurotiales; Aspergillaceae
Product: fungal specific transcription factor domain-containing protein
Exons: 2
Coding region: 1-1122 (373 amino acids)
Biological process (GO): DNA-templated transcription
Molecular function (GO): zinc ion binding; DNA binding
Source: RefSeq, a predicted model, not a curated record
AUGUUAACAUCCCAGGCCAUGUACUCGUUGCAACUCAUGCGGCAGAAUGAUGCUUAUCUGUACCUGGGCCAUGCUACAAGAACUGCUAUGGUCUUAGGUCUCCAUCGAUCCCAAGUGACUUGCGGUCGCGAACCACAUUUGCACCGGUUACGUCAUACCUUCUGGAUUAUGUAUGUUUUCGAGCGGUUAUCGUCCGUGUAUAUGGGCCGACCUUCCUCGUUGUCCGACAACCAGAUUGAUACCGCGUAUCCCGAAGAUAUCCCGUGUUACAAGGAUGAGCCUUUUCAUCCACCGGCAGUUGAAUGCACAUGGACAAGGGUUAUGGCCGACAUUGCCAAACUGGCCGACCACAUCUCCGUGGACGUUUACUCUCCUGCUAGCAUCAAAAGUCUUGCAGAUACGGCCAAGGUGGAACAGACUCUCCUUGAAUACGAUGCGGCCUUGCAAGCUACCACCCGGUGUUUGCCAGAAUACUUGCACUUCUUUGAUGAGUCCGUACCUGUUGGCGAAGACUGGCAAGAAAUUCAGCGCCUGAGUCUGGGAUUCGCCUACAAUGUCGUGCGGAUGCUUCUAUACCGACCGGCCCUGGUCCUAACGACCUUCUUCACAUCCACGAGCGAAGCGCAGCGGGUCGCUGCAGGUUGUAUUCGUUUGCAAGAAUGCAUCGACAACUCGACGGCGGCAGCACGCAAUUUGAUCAGUUUGGCCCACGACGUCUAUUUCCGGAGGUUUCCCGAUAUCCGAUAUGACGGAGCGCUAGCUUCGUACAUGGUCUCGGCUAUCAUGACAUUACUCUACGACGUGUUGAACUUGGGAACAGAACCGGACAAGGCCCAUGAAACAUUCGCCGUGGUGGAGCAGGGCAUUAGAUGCUUAGAUGAUAUUGAGCAUACAGGAUACACCGUUGGAAAAGUUCUAAGUAUGGAUUUAAUGAAGGUGGCUAAACAGGCAGUAUUGGCAGCGGAUCCAGUGGUAGACACGAAUCAAGUUUUAGUCGAUUCGUUCCCUUGGUUAGAAUACCAACCCUGUUCCGACGCCAUAUAUGUAUCCUCAAGACGGGUCUUUUCCUGUGCUAGGAACCCUGGCAUCGGAUGUUGCUAUGUUGUCGGGCUCUCAAGUUAA